Exophiala aquamarina CBS 119918 is the source of this 234-nucleotide messenger RNA. RefSeq lists its product as uncharacterized. NCBI's taxonomy places the organism in Eukaryota, Fungi, Ascomycota, Eurotiomycetes, Chaetothyriales, Herpotrichiellaceae. The annotation marks the transcript as partial. The transcript has a single exon. The record is from RefSeq and is a predicted model, not a curated record.
CAACCCAAUGGCCGUCGCGUUAUGAUAUGUCACAUCAAAGGUUGGAAGUUUCCCCCACCAGGAUCCCACAAUCCUGAAUCAGAUACUGACUACGUUGAGGCGCCUUACGUGUUCCCAAUCGUUGGUGGCCGCAAGGUCGAGAAUCUCAGAUCCAACAUCGCAGCCCUAUCUCUCGAUCUUAUCGAAGACGACAUGGAUGAGGUCGAAUCUGCCGUUCCAAUCAAACUAGGCUAA